AUGAUCCAGGCAUACUACGUCUACAUCGUCUCAACAGCUAUAGCAGCACUAUGCUUCGUGCAUUUCUUAGCUCGCGCGAAGUUGCCUCCAGGUCCACGUUCAAUUCCGUUUGUGGGGAACAUCUGGCAGUUCCCGCGGCGCAACAUUGCAGCCUCCCUCGCCUCCCUCUCCACAACCUACGGAGACAUGGUUUAUAUGCACGUCUUCGGGAGAGAAUUUCUAGUUCUCAACUCCGCUGAGGACGCGCUUGAACUGUUCGAUCACCGUGGAUCGCUAUACAGCGAUAGACCUCGCUCGGUCAUGGCCGGGGAUCUGGUGGGGAAGAAGCACGCCGUGCUAUUUCAUUCAUAUGGAGAGGGCAUUAAGAAACAUCGACGGCUGCUUCGGACGGCAUUCGAAUCUCGCCGUCAGGCUGAAUACUGGGAAACACAGUAUGAAGUAUCCCACAAUCUUCUUUCUGCGUUGCUCAGGACUCCGGACGACUUCCUGGCCCAUCUGAAGCGGGCUGCUUCGGAAUUCACUAUGCGCAUCGCGUACGGCUAUCAAGUGUCGGACGGUCCUGGAGAAGAUCACUUUGUGACUCUGGCAGAAGAGCUUGCACGACUCACGGCCAAAGCUAUGAAGCCUGGACGCUGGCUUGUUGAUUCCUUCCCAAUACUUCGCCAUAUACCGACAUGGUUUCCUGGUGCUGGCUUCAAGAGAUGGGCGCAGAACGCGCGCAUAACUACAAAUGAGUUUGCAGCUGCGCCGUAUCUCUAUGCCAAGAAGGCCGCUGCUUCCGGUGUACGUUCUUUUGUGAGUGAUACGGUUGACCUGCUAGAAGCAGAACUUGGACGUCCUCUCGGAAAUGACGACGACGAGUUUCUGAAAUGGACAUCUGCGAGCAUCUAUUCAGGAGGAACCGAUACAUCGGUAGCUAUUGAUUCGUCGUUCAUUCUGAUGAUGGCGCUAUACCCGGACGUACAACGCAAGGCGCAGGCGGAAUUGAACACCAUGAUCGGCCCAGAACGUCUCGCCUGCAUGGCGGAUCGUGCCCAUUUACCCUACAUUGAAGCCCUCAUCAAGGAGCUUCACCGGUUCAGACCAAUCACACCCUUGGUUCCACACACGACUCUCGUAGACGACGAAUACAAAGGUUACUGUUGA
This is a messenger RNA of Rhodofomes roseus, 1146 nucleotides long. RefSeq names its product cytochrome P450. Gene Ontology annotation, molecular function: heme binding; monooxygenase activity; oxidoreductase activity, acting on paired donors, with incorporation or reduction of molecular oxygen. Bases 1 to 1146 code for a protein of 381 amino acids. The record is from RefSeq and is a predicted model, not a curated record. The transcript has 8 exons. NCBI's taxonomy places the organism in Eukaryota, Fungi, Basidiomycota, Agaricomycetes, Polyporales, Fomitopsidaceae.